Messenger RNA from Neoarthrinium moseri, 816 nucleotides. RefSeq lists its product as uncharacterized. The transcript has 2 exons. Bases 1 to 816 code for a protein of 271 amino acids. The record is from RefSeq and is a predicted model, not a curated record. Gene Ontology annotation, molecular function: GTPase activity; nickel cation binding. NCBI's taxonomy places the organism in Eukaryota, Fungi, Ascomycota, Sordariomycetes, Amphisphaeriales, Apiosporaceae.
AUGUCGCAUACACACUCCCACGACGGUAUUGGGGGCCAUUCGCAUGAUGGCUUCUCUGCUGCUGAGCAUGGCCACUCCCACGAGAUUCUUGACGGACCUGGCAGCUACUUGGGCCGGGAGAUGCCUAUAGUAGAAGGUAGAGAUUGGAGCGAACGUGCUUUCACGGUCGGCAUUGGCGGUCCAGUUGGGUCGGGUAAGACCGCCCUCAUGCUAGCCCUCUGCCUCGCUCUGCGCGAGAAAUACUCCAUAGCGGCCGUGACGAACGAUAUCUUCACUCGCGAGGACGCCGAGUUCCUCACUAGACACAAGGCCCUUCCUGCGCCACGGAUCCGCGCAAUCGAGACGGGAGGCUGCCCGCACGCGGCUGUACGUGAAGAUAUCUCGGCAAACCUGGCGGCCCUGGAGGAUCUCCACCGCGAGUUCGGCUCCGACAUACUGCUUAUCGAGUCCGGCGGCGACAACCUUGCUGCAAACUACUCGCGCGAGCUGGCCGACUACAUCAUCUACGUGAUCGACGUGAGUGGAGGUGACAAGAUCCCUAGAAAGGGCGGACCAGGAAUCACACAGAGUGAUCUGCUGGUCGUAAACAAGACGGAUCUGGCAGAGGCCGUUGGGGCCGACUUGGACGUCAUGGAGAGGGAUGCCAGGAAGAUGCGCGAGGGGGGACCGACGGUCUUUGCGCAGGUCAAGAAGGGCGUCGCCGUGGAUCACAUCGUCAACCUCAUCGUCAGUGCUUGGAAGGCAUCUGGUGCCGAGGAAGAGCGGAAGUCGAAGGGCGGGCCCAAGCCGACCGAAGGCCUCGAAACACUGGUCUAG